This is a messenger RNA of Nylanderia fulva, 1452 nucleotides long. Its product is annotated as testis-specific serine/threonine-protein kinase 3. Gene Ontology annotation, cellular component: cytoplasm. Lineage: Eukaryota; Metazoa; Arthropoda; Insecta; Hymenoptera; Formicidae. Gene Ontology annotation, biological process: intracellular signal transduction; protein phosphorylation; microtubule cytoskeleton organization. The record is from RefSeq and is a predicted model, not a curated record. Gene Ontology annotation, molecular function: tau-protein kinase activity; ATP binding.
AUUUAUGAUAACUGAGAGGAUAGAAUGUCGUCUGUUAUCCUGCGAAUCUCAUGUCGCAUCUGAGUCAAACCCCAUCGGAGGAAGUCACAUUGUUAGCCCGAGGUUACAAGCUGCUGAAAAAGCUUGGCGAAGGUUGUUACGCAAAAGUAUAUUUGGCUGAAUAUAAGCCAGACGAUGACUCGGAUCGAAAUAGCAUCCUGGCCUGCAAGGUCAUCGACACCGCGAACGCACCGAAGGACGUCGUCCGGAAGUUUCUGCCUCGCGAACUGGACAUUCUGGCAAAGCUAAAUCACCCGCACCUCGUGCAUAUACACAGCAUCUUUCAGAGACACACCAAGUACUUCAUAUUCAUGCGUUUCGCCGAGCACGGCGAUCUCCUCGAUUUUGUACUGAAGAACGGCGCGGUAUCAGAGAAGCAGGCCCGCGUGUGGUUCCGGCAGCUCGCUUUAGGCCUUCAGUAUCUACAUGAGAUGGAGAUAGCGCAUCGCGACAUCAAAUGCGAGAACGUCCUCGUGACAUCCAACUAUAAUGUGAAACUGGCAGACUUCGGCUUCGCCCGUUACGCGAUCGACAGUCGGGGUAAGCGUGUUCUAAGCGAUACGUAUUGCGGUUCGCUGUUAUACGUGGCACCGGAAAUCCUUCGCGCCUAUCCCUAUAAUCCCAAGAUAUCCGAUAUUUGGUCAUUGGGCGUGAUCCUGUACAUAUUACUGAACAAGGCCGUGCCGUUCGACGAGAAUAACAUAAAGCGUCUGUACGAGCUGCAGAUAGCGCGCAAAUGGAAAUUUCGCAGUAAAAUCAAGGACAAUGUAACUGAUCUUGUGAAGAAGCUCGUGAAUAAUAUGCUCGAGCCGGACGUGUCUAAACGCUGGCGUUUGGAUCAAAUCGUCCAGAGCGAUUGGAUCGCCGUGGAUCCGCGUCUCCUGGUGCUCACCUCCGCGGAACAGAUUGCGUUGAAUCACGCGAUCGAGGAACGAAAGAGAUAUGAGGAGAAGUUCGCGAGCAGAGAACCGGCACAAACGGAGAACUUUGUACGAUCGUUAUUUUUAAACGUUCUUCAUAGGUCCAAGCAUCUCUUAGUGUCGUUUUCAUCGUACGUCACGCUAAUGUUGCGUAGAACACUUUUAAUAAUCUACUUGACGUACACGCGCUUUUUAUCGCACAUUUAAUUGCAAGAUUAACCGAACUUUACAAUGUAUAAUUGACAUCAAACGUGUCGACUCGGUUAGGUUUCGCAAAUUAAAUCUAUAGAAUUAAAAAGAAUAUAGAUAUAAGUAAUGUCGCGCAAGAUUACGAGUAACCGAUUUUCAGAAGCAGCUGAAAAUCGAGAAAAGAAGGAUCGAUGACUACAAAUCGCAUACAACUGAGGACGUAACAAUCCUUAAAGACGCCGCAAAAGCGCAGGACGACGAUACCAUCGGUGCCCUUUUGCACGACUAUAAGUGUACCAGCACU